Molecule: messenger RNA, 1162 nt
Organism: Folsomia candida
Lineage: Eukaryota; Metazoa; Arthropoda; Collembola; Entomobryomorpha; Isotomidae
Gene: Tssk
Product: testis-specific serine/threonine-protein kinase 2
Exons: 6
Biological process (GO): intracellular signal transduction; microtubule cytoskeleton organization; protein phosphorylation
Cellular component (GO): cytoplasm
Molecular function (GO): tau-protein kinase activity; protein serine/threonine kinase activity; ATP binding
Source: RefSeq, a predicted model, not a curated record
CACCUUGGCUUGAUCUCCAAGUAACAUUUUAAAACCAUAACAACGACUCCAACUGGAUACAAAAAUUUGGUUUCAAGUCCAAAUUUUAACCACCAACGAAUUUUCACCAGGGUCCUCCCCCUCGCUGCACUCUGGCUGGGAACCACCCAACUCAUCAAUCCACCCAGAGCCGCAGCAAGUAAUUAAGUUAAACUUGAAAAACAUCCAAAACGUAUCAAUCUAUAAGGUGGACCCCUCUUCAUCGACGUCGUUGCAGACAUAAAAAGUCGCAAUAAAUUUUAGUCACCACGGCCGAGUCAAAAUCAUGUCGUCGAAGCCGUCAAAUAUCAUGAGCCCAACCACCUCGGAAGUGAACGCUUUGGAGAAAAAGGGUUACGUCAUUUCACGCAAGAUUGGUCAGGGGUCGUACGCCACCGUCCAUUUGGCCGAAUACAGCGAAGGGGGGCGGAGGGUCAAACUUGCAUGCAAGAUUUUCGACAAGGAGCGAGCACCCAAGGACUUUCUGGAAAAGUUCUUCCCCAGGGAGUUGGACAUUCUGACCCGCAUUGAGAAUCCUCACCUAAUCCAAGUCCACAGUAUUUUGCAACGAGGUCCACGCGUGUUCAUUUUCAUGAGGUUUGCAGAGAAUGGGGACAUGUUGGAUUUUAUACGACAAAAUGGCCUCGUUCCUGAACGUCAAUCUAAGAUUUGGUUUCGACAGCUAGUCCAAGGUCUGCAAUACUUACACUCGCUCAACGUAGCGCAUCGGGACUUGAAGUGCGAGAACAUUCUCCUUUCUCGCCACUGGAACGUCAAAAUUGCCGACUUUGGGUUCGCUCGUUUCUGCGUGGAUAAUGACGGGAAGCGAGUCCUGAGUCAAACCUACUGCGGGUCGGCAGCUUACGCAGCUCCGGAGGUGGUGAGUGGGACGCCCUACAAUCCAAAGUUGGCAGACGUGUGGUCCAUGGGGAUAAUCCUCUACAUCAUGGUCAACGCCACCAUGCCCUUUGACGAUUCCAACCUCAAGAAGCUGCUCAAAGACCAGUUGGCCCGGAAGUGGGACUUUCGUUCUCGAGUGAAAGAUGUUCUCACGCCCAGUCUGACCCAACUCGUCCGCUCGCUCCUCGAACCGGACAUCACGCAGCGGAUCACUCUUGACCGCGUCGCCACCCACGACUGGGUG